AUGGCGGUCGAUACAAGCUACUUGACCACUCAGGUCAACACUAUCGUCUCCGAACUGCAUGGGAUCUUUGAUGACAUUGGGGUUCCGAGCCAUGAGCGCGACGCGCGCGAGGCAGAGCUCUUCAAUGCUUUGUCAGAAACGCUGAACAACCACCUCAAACUCGUGGACACUGAGAAGAAGGACAUGGAAGAAGAGGCGCAGCGAUUGAUCACUGCUAUCCAACAUAUGGAACACUCGCUGGUGGAUGAGAAGGCCAAUGGACAGUAUCAGCUCGACCACAACGCCUUGCGGAUCAGCUACCCGCUCAACCGUUGUCUGGCUUUCCUGCGCGAGGAGCAUGGCGCAUUGAGCAAACUGCAUAAGGAGCGCUUCGAGCAAGUGAGGAAACUGGUUGAGGCUCUCGAAUCCUAUUCGUCGCAUCUCGAAGCAACCUUCGUCAAUAUCGAUCUGCCGCCGACAGCACCUGGUUCUACGAUUUCGCCGAGCUUUGAUCUUUCCCCAUCCUACGUUACCGCCCUGGACGACGAAUUCACGAGAGUCUACGAAGAAUACCACCGGCGGCUGGAGUUUGUUAAAACCACCUGCGAGGAGAUCAUCAAGCUGUGGGCCGAGCUUGGCACUCCCCAGGUGCAGACGGACACGAACAUCGUCAAGUACUACCGGGAGGCACCCGAGCAACUAGGUCUCCACGAAUCCGAUCUGAACAACCUGAAGGCGAGACGCGAGAAGCUGUUGGAGGAAAAGAGAAGCCGGGAGCGCAAGCUGAAGGACUUGAGGACUGCGGUGGAAGCACUUUGGGAACGAUUCAAUAUUGACGAGACCGACCGGAAGGAAUUCCUCGCUGCAAACCGUGGCUGCGGCCUCCGGACCAUUAACGAGUUCGAGGAAGAACUAGGCCGGCUCAACGAGCUCAAGAGCCAGAAUCUGCAUCUCUUUGUUGAAGAUGCCCGGGUUCGGUUGCAGGAACUAUGGGAUGCUCUUUACUUCUCGGAAGAGGAGAUGAUUGAUUUCACUCCUGCUUUCUCAGAUGUCUUCAGUGAUGCGCUUCUCGAAGCGCAUGAAGGCGAAAUUGCGCGUUUGGAGACUCUCAAGGCACAGCGGGCGCCAGCUUUGCAACUCAUAAACAAGCACCGCAGUCUCUUGGCGGAACGAGAGGCUCUAGCCAUCUCCAGUCAAGACGCCUCCCGCCUCAUGGCGCGUGGCGCGAAGGGAGAGAGGCGCGAUCCAGGAAAGCUGUUGAGGGAGGAGAAGAUGAGGAAGCGAAUCGCCAAGGAAUUGCCUAAGGUUGAGGCCGAUCUGAGGAAGGAGCUGGAGAGGUGGGAAGAAGAUUACGGCCGGCCAUUCCUCAUCCACGGAGAACGAUACCUGGACGAGCUCACCCCAGUCGCUGCUAAACCUCCUCCGCGAUCCAAGACGCCCUCCGCUGUCCCGGCCAGUGCCACCAAGCGGAGCACCGGCCAGAUGCAGCCCCCGUCGCGCCCUGCGAGCGUGAUGCGAGGGGCCCCACCACCUCGCUCCGCAAGCAAGACGCCCACUGGCCAUCAUCCUCAUCAUCCUCCGACCAAAUACAACACCAUUGGACCUUCGAGAGCGCCCUCCAGAGCGGGUACCAAGUCUCCUUCGAAGAUACCAGCCCGGAUUCCUCUCGGAAACAUGCCCCAUGGGAACAAUUUCCCCCAACGCCGGGCAGUUCCUGGGGCUUAUUCCUCGAGCACGAUCAAUGGCAAAAUCCCGGCACCUCGCCCGCCUCCACCUAGAAUGCGGGCAUUGACUGGUGGUGAAUCGCGGGAGGAGCGAAUGUCCUACCUCUUCGACCCUCCACGGAGUGCCAGCGCCUUGUCCAAUUCAUUCGUCCGACCAGUCAGCCCCGAAGACGUGUACGAUGAUCGCAACCAGCGGUCCUUCAUUAGCUCGUCAGCAUUUUCUCAACGAUCCACUGGGUUUUCCCAGUCCUCGCAUUCGUCGGCCUCGUCGUUAUCCUCCUCCAUGCAAGGGUUCCCUAAACCUAAUCCUUAUCUGCAGCGUGCUGCCCCACCCCCAGCUCCUGCACCCAGACAAGUGUCCAGCUCCUCGACCGUCAUCUCAGCGAAUACCGGAUCCGAGAACUGGGAAACGUUCGACUCAGGCACUGAGUCGGAAGCCGAUGCUAGCGACGUCUAUUACGCCAAACUCCGUGCGGCUCACGGGAAACGCCUGUUGGCCCCCGAGGAGACCCCUGUCCUUUCGCUCGGAGGGAAGAAAGCCAAAGGCAUUCGGAGUGUGAGCCCCGAUGAGCCGGCGGACAUUCAGCACGGACAGAUGAUGCAUGCAGGUGGAGGUGAUGAUGAAUGGACGGAUGAUCUGGAGCCUUACUAA
Molecule: messenger RNA, 2355 nt
Organism: Aspergillus homomorphus CBS 101889
Lineage: Eukaryota; Fungi; Ascomycota; Eurotiomycetes; Eurotiales; Aspergillaceae
Product: putative microtubule associated protein (Ase1)
Exons: 4
Coding region: 1-2355 (784 amino acids)
Biological process (GO): microtubule cytoskeleton organization; mitotic spindle midzone assembly
Cellular component (GO): mitotic spindle midzone; spindle; cytoplasm
Molecular function (GO): microtubule binding
Source: RefSeq, a predicted model, not a curated record